Molecule: messenger RNA, 1262 nt
Organism: Vicia villosa (hairy vetch)
Lineage: Eukaryota; Viridiplantae; Streptophyta; Magnoliopsida; Fabales; Fabaceae
Exons: 3
Coding region: 66-767 (233 amino acids)
Cellular component (GO): mitochondrial matrix
Source: RefSeq, a predicted model, not a curated record
UUUCCAUUUUUCAUCGUUCUUCAGCUGCAAAAUUCACCACUCUCUGAUUCAACAAAAAUCCAAACAUGUCUAUUCUCAUUCGAACAAUUCAAAGAGCUCACAAAUUGAAACAAAAUUUCCCUUCACGCAUAGUAACUAACGCUCUCUCCCAAACAUUAGGUUUCGCCAACAGAACUCACUCUACAAAAUCCGUAACAAAAUCACCCUUCGAAUCCAACAUUCUUCGAAUACUUCGAAACGAGAUCGAGUAUCAAGCUGAAUACGCUCCUCCACACCAGCCUGUGACUGAAUUCAAUUCUUUUGUUGUGGAAGAUCGACCUGGGGAGCAGGUUGUUACGAUUAGGGGGAAAUUUGGGGAUGAUGAGGAUAUUAAAAUUGAAGCUACAAUGUUUGAUGGGUUUCAGCAUGUGCCUGUGUUUGGAGAUGAUAGUUCUGGGGUGAAUGUGAGGCUUCAUAAUAGUUUGAUUGUGGAUAUAUCGAAAGGGGAAGAUGGGAAUGAGUUGGAAUUUGUAUGCUCGGCGUGGCCGGAUGGAUUGGAUGUUGAGAAGGUUUUUAUAUUGAAGCGUGGGCAGAUGGCAGCUAAGCCUUACCUUGGACCUGAUUUCAGGAACUUGAAACCCGAGAUUCAAGAGAUGUUUUGUGAGUACUUGGAUACAAGGGGAGUAAAUAAUGAACUCUCUACAUUCUUACAUGAGUAUAUGAUGAACAAGGAUAGAAUUGAACUUCUAAGGUGGAUGGAUCGUCUCAAGUCUUUUGUGGAGAAAUAGACUGGUAAAUUUGGCAACAAAAAACUGAUGUAAAACCAACCAAGUUUUGCCAUUGUAGGAAUUAAUUUCUCUAAUAGAAACCCGUUUGAGUUGUAGUAUUAACCUCAAUUUAUUUAUUUGAUUCCUUAAGAAUGUUAAGCAUUAGGAGGCAAGAUCAGUAAAUAAUGCACUCCCUGUUUUCAUACAUGGUUAUAUGAUGAGUGAAUGAUAAACAAAGACAGACUUGAACUUAUUAGGUGGAUGGAUUGUUUCAAAACUUUGAGAAAUAGACAGGUAAGCUUUGCAGUUGCAGCUAUAAAUUGAUUUAGACAAAACACUUCCAAGUUUUUUUGCAUUUGCUACACAAGUUAGGUUACUUUCAUACGUAGUGUCCGUUUGGAGCUACGGUAAGAAAGCAACUAACGUCCGACUACUUGAAAGCUUGAGUUUGUAGCUUUACAAAAUUCACGGUUGUAUAGGUUGUAACACAUUGGAAUGCGAGAAACAUUGCAUCCA